AUGAGCACAGAAAAUGACACAGAAGUCAUAGUCAUAGUCAACGAUGGAGCCGCUCCAAAUGACACAGAAAAUGCGUCCGCUCCAAAUGACACAGAAAAUGCGUCCAUUCCAUUAGAAACUUCAAUAAGAGAGAAGCUGCAAAAGUUGCCUCCUCUGUCUCCGUCAUGUUUUAUAUACAGAGUUCCAGAGAGGUUUUGGCUUCGAAAUAAUCCAAAAAUCUACACACCUGAAGUAGUCUCUAUAGGUCCAUUACACCAUGGCAGGGAAACAUUACAAGACAUGGAAGAGCACAAAUACAGGUACCUACAACAAUUUCUAGAUCGCACCGAGGAAAACUUUUUAGAGUGUUAUAUACAAAAAAUAAGGGACCAAGAAGCAGAUCUGCGUAGUUAUUAUGCAGAAAAUAUAAAAUUUUGCAGUGAUGACUUCGUAACUAUCAUGCUUGUGGAUGCUGCAUUCAUCAUUGAGCUCUUUUUGAACUACUAUUUCAACAUAGAUGAUAGCACAGACCGGAUAAUGAGCGCACCAUUUCUGAUAAAUGACAUCAGUUCUGAUUUGCUUUUGCUUGAAAAUCAACUUCCAUUUUUCAUUCUUGAGGAUCUUUUCGGUCUUGAAGAAGUUAACAGAAAUUCAAAUUCUGGUGUGAAUGGGGAGGUGUCAUUUAUUCAACUUUUUUGCAAAUUCUUUGAACAAGAAUUAGGCGCAGUUGGAGCGGACUGCAAUUUGGAGACGGUAAAUUUUUCUGAAGUAGAAGGAGCACAUUUUCUUGAUAUUAUAAGAAACUUAUGUAUGCCACGGCAACCUCUAGUUCGAUGCACACGCAACGAGGGCACCCCUAUAGCACCAAGCAUCACAGAGCUACACCAAGCUGGAGUCAAGUUUGAAGUGGGAUCAACCAGACACUUAUUUGGCAUACGAUUUAAUAAUGGAAUUCUGCAAAUCCCAAAAAUUGAAAUUUCUGCUUGUAUGGCGGAUACAUUGAGAAAUAUUGCUGUGUUUGAACAAUGUCAUUACUUGAAUAGCAGGAUAACUGAUUAUCUUGACCUCAUGAAUUGUUUUGUGAACACUGCCAAGGAUGUGGAGUUGCUUGCCGAGUACGGAAUUGUUACAAAUUAUUUAGCUGACAACAGUGAGGCGUGUUCUCUGAUUAAUAACCUUGGCAAGGGGUUUAGAUGGGAUCCCAAAGACUUCUGCUUCACUCCUCUAUAUGAAGACCUACACAGGCACUGUAAAAAGCCCUGGAACAAAUGGAAGGCAAAUUUGAGGCAAAAUUACUUGAACACGCCAUGGGCAGUUGUUUCUGUUGUUGCAGCUGUUUUUCUAAUCAUACUUACUCUCACACAAACGGUGUGUGCUCUUAUCUCUCUCUGA
Molecule: messenger RNA, 1371 nt
Organism: Fragaria vesca subsp. vesca
Lineage: Eukaryota; Viridiplantae; Streptophyta; Magnoliopsida; Rosales; Rosaceae
Product: UPF0481 protein At3g47200-like
Exons: 1
Coding region: 1-1371 (456 amino acids)
Source: RefSeq, a predicted model, not a curated record